AUGAAGACUCAAAAGUGUUGCGUUCACUGUCCAGGAAAAUUAGUUCCUCCAGGAAGCAACGAGUCACACGAAUGCUGUCAGCCACGAUAUAUUUCGGGAAAUUUAAGAAUAUCUUCCUUGAACAAGCAUAUACCAGACUGUUCCAGAAAAAGGGAUGUCAAGGAAAGUCUCGUAGAACCACUACCAGAGAAUCGAUUAUCUUGUUACGAUCAUUUUGCAACAGCAAAGAAGCUUCACGCGGAGAAUUUGAUGCACCAACCACUUCCGGAUAAAGUUGCAGACUGUGUUUUCAAGAAUGUAAAACCAGGAGAGAUUCCUAAUGAACAUCUAUCGGAGAAGUGCUGCAAGCAAGAAGUUGAAGGUCAUUCUAUGAAACUAAAUAAGCGUUAUGGACCAGUUUUAGGUUGCAAGGCGCCCAAAACGAAGAUAGAUCUAGCCAUUUGUUGGGAAACCCCUAUCAAUCCAGUUUAUGAACCACCUAGACCUACGCAUAUCGAUGGCACAGAAGGUGGACUUGCGCCAGCUAUAUUUACUCUUGUUCAACAUAAUUCUAACUCUAGAGCUUCCGUUUGUUCCGAAACUGCAAAAAAUAAGAACGAGUCCCUUUCCCAGCGAAAUCAGAAAUGUAAAUCACAAGAAGAUUUAAAUUAUUCAGGAAAUGAAAAUAAAAAAAAUGACAACAAAAAUAUGAAGUCUCGUGAUUGUCCCUGCAAUAAGUUAAACGGAGUGGACAUUUCAAGUAAAAAUCAAGGUCAAGAACAAUCAAGAAGAUCUUUCAGGAAAUGUGUAGCCUGCGAAACGAAGAAUACUAAAGAUGAUCCUAGAUUGAUUAGAUCAGCUGUUGGAUUGGCAUUAGGCACCGAAAAGACUAUAAAUGGUCAAAGAGAUGGAAGUAAAUCGACUAUACCGAGACCAAAGACACCUUUUGCUAGAAAAUCCUUUUGCAUUGACACUUUGACUCCUCCUUUUAGUAUUACUAACGGAUGCAGGAAUAUUGACUUUCCAGAACAUUGGAGACUUAUGUCAGUUUAUCAACAGUCCUAUAGGAACCCAUACAGAAGGAGAAUAUAUCGCUGUUAG
Molecule: messenger RNA, 1080 nt
Organism: Eufriesea mexicana
Lineage: Eukaryota; Metazoa; Arthropoda; Insecta; Hymenoptera; Apidae
Exons: 1
Coding region: 1-1080 (359 amino acids)
Source: RefSeq, a predicted model, not a curated record